Molecule: messenger RNA, 14007 nt
Organism: Adelges cooleyi (spruce gall adelgid)
Lineage: Eukaryota; Metazoa; Arthropoda; Insecta; Hemiptera; Adelgidae
Product: dynein beta chain, ciliary-like
Biological process (GO): microtubule-based movement
Cellular component (GO): dynein complex
Molecular function (GO): minus-end-directed microtubule motor activity; ATP binding; dynein intermediate chain binding
Source: RefSeq, a predicted model, not a curated record
AUGGCCGACGGUGGCGGCGAUGACGGGGAGAUCAGCGACAGGCGCUUGGCGUUCGUGUACAGGUACUUGGUGAAAAGCUGGAAAUUCAAAAUGGACAAAUGGGAUAACAUGAUGAAAGUGCCGGAAAACUACAACAUGAUAAUGGACUUCUUCACCGUGCCGGAACGUGUGAAACUGUUGUUCACUUUGACUCCUUCGGGAGUAUUAAUGCCAUUGACCGAUUUCCCUGACGGUUACAAAACAAGAAUGACGUAUUUGUUAAAAAUGGAAAGGGUAGAAGUGACUGAAAGCAACUAUCAAUCAAUAUUAGAAUUUGGAGAAGUGUCUUCUAAUCCUAUCGACGAUUUGAAACAAAUCACUGAAAACGUGUUGACUAGUGUUUUAUCAAAUAAAGAUAAUUUCGAAAAUUGUGCCGAAGAGAUACUUGUGGACGUUCAAGAUAACCUAAAUGACUUGUUGAGCGAAAUUAACAAUGUAACCGGAUUGGUAAAAAACCGUCAAACACUCACGCUACCUUUUGGCUACGACAAAAUUGAUAAAGCAAUAGAAAUGUUUGAAACUAGCAAAGGUAAAGACAUAGAUGAAGUGUUGAAACACCGGAUAGAACAUAAGAUAUUGACAUGGUUUAAAGACCUAAAUAUUUUGAUGGGAUAUAAACCACAAGUGAUCCUUGACAAAGACCCUGCAGCGCUUCCGUCUGAUUUUAUUCUUUAUUGGAAAAAUCGAGAAACAAAUUUCUCAAAUUUGUACGAGCAAAUCGACAAAAAAAUUGGACAUUUUUUGACCAUAACCAACAGUCCGUAUAUGACAAUUUAUCAGCAAAUUAUUGAAACUAUAGUGUCGGCUUCCAGUGAAGCGAACACCAUUAACAAAUACUUGAACACAAUAAACAAACAGCUGUCUUACAUCGAGGUUGUCGGAUUGAUCGAAGCAAAAAACGAUUUGUACAUGAUGAUGAGAAAACUCUGUUUGAUCUGGGUGAAUUGUCCGAAAUUUCAGAACUACGAAUACAUUGUUGUUCUUUUAAGUCUUAUAUGCAAUUUAAUUAUGUUAGAGUCUUCUAAAUUUUUGGAGCCAACCGCUCUGUUUCAAGGUGAACUUAUUGAAAAUUUACCGAGAAUAGAUGAAAUUAUAGCAAUAUUACUGAAUUUCAAGAAUCACUUCGAGUUGAUCAGAACUGAAUAUCUACCAGAACAGUUUACGAUACUAGCGAAUAAAAAUAAAGAUAUGAAGGUUAAACCUAGGUAUUGGAAUUUCCAUAAAAACGACGUAUUCGAUAAGCUUAACACAUAUGAAAAACGUCUCGCUGAUAUUAAAGAUAUCAUCGUCACUCUUUUGGACUAUCAAAAAUUAGAAAAAGUAGAAGUGGGCGGUCUCAUUGGUCGUUGGUACUCCAGUAAAAUCGAAGAAAUGUUUCUUCGUUUUUCAAAAUUUUUGGAAAAACUUGGUACCAUUUCAUACGACCCAUUAGAUAUGUUUAGCGAGGCAAACAACGAAGCUUUCGAGGAAGACUAUAAUAUUUAUUUAGAAAUGUCGGACGAUUUCGACAAGCGAAUCACGACCAUCAGCAAGGCUUGUUUUGAAUACUCGGAUGAUCUUAUGUCACUUCACAAGUUCAUUAUGGUGUUCGGUGCGGCUCUAUUAGAAAGACCAAUCGUUAAAAGCAUCGUGACAGUUUAUUAUCAAAAAGUUUUGGAAUUAUUAGACCGAGAGUUAGCUGAAGAAAAGAGAAUUUUUGACCGUCAAACUGGUAUCGUAAAAAAUAUUAAUGAAGCUACAGACUAUCCAGAACUGUCGUGCUGGCCCGUAGAAACGGAUGUAAAUUAUCCACCGCUUGUGAGAACGGUUAUGUGGGGCAAUUCUUUAAAAAAUCGUCUCGUUGAAGAUUUAAAAGCUAUUGAAUCGUUAGAGUUACCAAUUAUGAAAACCCAAAAUGGAGUCACAAUUAUGUCUAAAGUUAACGAAAUUUCCGGCAUGACUGAAACUUAUUUAUGGUCUCUGUUCGAUAAAUGGAAAAGCGAUACUCCUCCAAUGAUUAGGGAGAAAAUAGUUUAUCCUCUUUUUAUUGUAAACGAAGACAAAACAAUUGGUUUAAACUUUGCUAAAGAACUUGAUGCCGCCAUUAAAGAAACCCGUUAUUUACUUCUCGGUAUUUAUUAUUAUAAAGAUCCCGCGUUAAAAAUCACAAUAGAAGAUUUACCAGAGGACGCAUUGGAGUUGUAUAAACGCGAAAAAGGGUUAAUUGAUUAUAAAAGGGAUAUUAAUGAAAUCGUUUUAUGGUACAACACAUUAAGAACGAAGACUCAUAUAACGGAAUACCAAUUAAUACAGGAAGAAAUUGAAAGAAUCGAUUUCCUCAUAGAAAACGCACAAAGAAAUGUUACUUGGUCGUCAGAAGAAUUGAUUCAUGUCGAAGAAGAAAUCGUCGAGGAGGAAGGAAUGGAGGAAGAAACUACUGUUCUUACUGUUAUCCAACACACUAUUGCUAAUAUUCAUAAGCUAACUAAAAAUCUUUACGAUCGAGUAAUGCAAAUACAAACCAACUACGCUGAAAUCGUAGCUUUAAGCAAUCAAUGGAAAUCUUUGCCAUUAUACGUGCGCGAUAAAAAUACAAUGCUAAUCGAAUUCGAAAAACGUCUAGUCGAUAUUAAAAAUGUACGAUAUAAUGAAGUGGAAGAAGCUAGUAAACGAAUACAACAGUUGCUUAAGGAGGACCUAUUGUUAUUUCAUAACGUUCCUUUGGUGGAUCCGAGUUUAAUGAACAUGAGAGGAUUCGAAGAAGAGGGCGAGGAAGAUGAAAAUGUUAUACUCGCAGAUCAAGUAGCUGUCGAUGAUAUGGAUGACGUUGAUCAACUUGAAGAAGAGGGAGAUGCAUUAGCGUCUAUUUUAGAAGAAGGUCAGGAAAUGGAAGAAGAAGGUCUUGAAGAAGAAGGAUUUGAACAAGAAGAAAUGCAAGAAGAAGAAAACAUUCAGUCGUUGAUAAAUCUAAACGAUUUAGGCCUUAACGAAGAACAAGAAACAGAAUUCAAUGAAGGAGAAGAAAUGGAAGAAGAAUAUAUUCCUGAGAGUUGGAUUGAUUUGCAAAUAAGAAUACUUUUGUCGGAUGAAAACAUAAAACGGAACUGGGAAGAGUAUAAAAAAUACGUCGAUGAAGCUGUACUUGAUGGAAUACGAAAUUCAGCCGUUUGCAGUCUCUCUUAUAUCGACACAGAAAUGAAUACAUUAAGAGAAGCGUGUGCGAUGUUCGUAGUUUUAUAUGUCCUUCAAAAGAGUGGUUCAACGUUUAUGCCUAGUUUAGAAAUUAGUGACGACGAUCUUCACUUUCUCGCAUUAAUGAAUGGACUAAUUGACGAUAUCGUAGAAUUAGGGUCUCAUAUGGAAAGGGUAGCAGACGACAAUACACCAUAUAAUGUCGAAAUAAAAAAUUUCGAAACUGUGGAAAACUUGACGAGGUCUAUCGUGGAAAGAGUAAAAAAUACUACUAAAAAAGCACUCGAAUAUGUAACGCAAUAUCAAGAAUUCUCACCUCUAUGGUCAAUAGAUCAGCAGUCGGCGUUAAAUUUGUUUAUAACCUACGGCAGGGAUCUCACUCACGACGAACUAGAAAUGAUAGACGAGGUUGACGCUGAUGGGAAUCCUGUUGUUAUUCAAAACUCACCAAAACUCGAAGAUUACAAAUCAAAAAUUGAUUCCUACGAUCGCCUCACUCAAAACAUCGACAAAAUAGUAGAUAACAUAAUUUUUGACAGUUGGUUUAUGGCGGAUCUUAAACCGUUCAGAACCAGUCUUUUGGAAUUGAUUAUAAGUUGGUCCGAUUUAUAUAAAACAUAUUUGGUCGACAAAGUAGUUAAUAGUUUGCGGGCGUUACGAGAUUUUUGCGUAGAAACAGAUGCCGGUCUUUUAAAACCAUUAGAAGAAGGCGAUUACGAAGGGCUGGUCACUAUUAUGGGUCACCUGUUUAAAGUCCGUGAACGCCAAAUGGAGUAUGAUUACAUGUUUGAGCCGUUACAAGAAAUAUUAGAUUUGCUCAAAAUUUACGACGUCGAAAUGCCAGAGGACGUUUACAUUUUGAUGCAGGAGUUGCCAGGCAAAUGGAUGACAACAAAGAAGAACGCGUUAAACGUCAAAUCUCAAGUCGCCCCGUUGAUCCAAACAGAAGGGUCGAUAAUUGGCAGAAGAAUCGUGCUGUUGGGUGUGAGAGAAACGAUAUUUAAAAAUAACUUUUUAACGGCACCCCAGUUUAGAUGGAAAUGUAAGCGUCCGUAUGUAGAAAUAGAUAAAUCAGCGAAAGACAUGGAAAACUUAGAUGAACUACACGACAAAUUGCUUUCGCAAGCCGUCUUAUUCGAAAUACCACAACCGGAACAGAAUAUAUUGGCACCUACUAAAAAAAGUUUGAAACUCAUCAAACAACUAUGGGACUUUGUUAGUGUCGUAAGAAGUUGGAUUGAAUCGUGGAAAGCGACUUUGUGGAAAGACGUGGAUACCGAAUUCAUGGACAUGGAGUUGAAACGGUUCGCCAAAGAUUUGAAAACAAUGGACAAAGAAAUACGAGAUUGGGAAGUAUACAUAAAAAUUGAUAAUAUGGUUAAAAACAUGAUGACGUCGUUGAGAGCCCUUAUUGAACUUCAAAAUCCAGCGAUGAAAGACCGUCAUUGGAGUGAAUUAAUGGAAGUGACCAAUGUAAUGUAUUUUUUUUUUUACAAAAACGCGCAGAGCACUGAACUCGAUUAUUGUCAGGUGCAAUUCUCCAUAGAGGACACGACCACUUUAGACGAUCUGGUGGCACUCAAUUUGCACCAAUGUGAGGAAGACGUAAAAAUUAUAGUCGAUAAGUCCGUCAAAGAAAUGGGCAUGGAAAAAUCGUUAAAAGAAUUUGCAGAAACUUGGAACAACAUGGAAUUUGAGUAUACUCCCCAUGGUCGUACGAAGUAUUUCUUACUAAAAGCCAGAGAAGAGCUUAUCGAAAUUUUGGAGGACAAUCAAGUGCAAUUGCAAAAUAUGAUGAGUUCAAAAUUUGUUGGUCAUUUUUAUAAUGAAGUUUCGACGUGGCAAAAAAAAUUAAACACUGCCGACAAAAUAAUCAACAUUUGGAUGGAAGUGCAAAGAGUAUGGGCGUACUUGGAAUCCAUAUUUAUCGGCUCUGACGAUAUAAGAACACAGCUUCCAGAAGAUACUAGACGGUUUGAGAUGAUUGACAGAGACUUCAAGGUUUUGCUCACCGAUAUAAAAACUACGCCAAAUGUUAUUAAAGCUACAAGUAAACCGGGAUUAUAUGAAAAACUUGCUAACAUACAAGUAGAAUUAGGAAAGUGUGAAAAAGUACUAGCACAAUAUUUGGAAACGAAACGUUUAGCGUAUCCGCGGUUCUAUUUCUUAUCCGUCGCCGAUCUGUUAGAAAUUCUGUCCAAUGGAAAUAAUCCAGAAGCGGUUUGCAAACAUUUGACUAAACUUUACGAUUCGGUGUCAGCGUUGAAAUUUGGUAAAGAAAAACUGGCAAACGGCAUGUACGCCAAGGACGGCGAAUACGUAGAAUUCUUUGGGACUCUCGAUUGCGGAGGACAAGUGGAAAGAUGGUUGAAUCGAUUAACGGAUAUAAUGAGGUCGUCGGGUCGUCAUUACUUUAGUAAAGGCGUAAAGACCUAUGACGAUAAACCUAGAAGACUAUGGAUAUUCGAUUAUCCUGCACAAACGGCGUUGUGCGGUAUACAAAUUUCGUGGACUACCGAAACUAACGAGGCAUUUGCUCGUCUGGAACUAGGACACGAGAAUGCAAUGAAAGAAUUUAAUAAAAAACAAAUAUCACAAUUAAACGAGCUCAUUGACUUGUUAUUGGGUGACCUGUCCGUUGGAGAUAGGCAAAAGGUGAACACAAUUUGUACAAUUGAUGUGCAUUGCCGAGACGUUGUUGCGAAAAUGAUACAGAUGAGAGUAGAAACCAGUGCUGCAUUCCAAUGGCAAUCACAACUUCGACACAGAUGGGACUUGAAGGAAGCGGACUGUUUUGCCAACAUUUGCGAUGCACAAUUUCGUUAUUCUUAUGAAUAUCUGGGAAAUACACCAAGAUUAGUAGUCACUCCUCUUACUGACAGGUGUUACAUUACUUUAUCACAGUCUCUGCAUUUAAUAAUGGGAGGUGCUCCGGCUGGCCCGGCCGGUACUGGUAAAACCGAAACUACCAAAGACUUGGGUAAAGCUAUCGGAAUGAUGGUGUACGUAUUUAAUUGUUCAGAACAAAUGGAUUACCAAUCGUGUGGUAACAUAUAUAAAGGUUUAGCCCAAACCGGUGCUUGGGGGUGUUUCGACGAGUUUAAUCGUAUUUCCGUUGAAGUACUUUCCGUCGUUGCGACACAAGUGAAAUCUGUUUUGGAUUCCAUCAAGGCAAAAAGGAGUACGUGCAUUUUGUUAGGCGAUACUGUCAAUCUUAUAACAACAGUGGGUAUGUUCAUUACAAUGAACCCCGGUUAUGCUGGGCGCGCAGAACUUCCGGAAAAUCUUAAAGCUUUGUUUAGACCCUGCGCUAUGGUAGUUCCUGAUUUUGAGUUGAUUUGCGAAAUUAAUCUAAUAGCCGAAGGGUUCCAAAGCGCUCGGUUACUAGCCAGAAAGUUUUUGACGUUAUACUCGCUGUGUAAAGAACUGUUGUCUAAACAAGAUCACUACGAUUGGGGUCUUCGAGCAAUCAAAUCGCUAUUAGUGGUGGCUGGUUCGUUAAAGAGAGCCGACAGAUAUCGUCCCGAAGACCAAGUGCUAAUGCGAGCGCUCAGGGAUUUCAACACUCCAAAAAUUGUUACCGAUGAUGUGGCCAUUUUCAUGGGACUUAUUGGUGAUCUAUUUCCGGCAUUGGACGUACCACGUAAACGCGAUGUCGAAUUCGAAAAUCAAGUGCGCAAAGCCACUAUCGAUCUCCGACUUCAACCCGAAGACAGCUUUAUUUUAAAAGUGGUCCAAUUGGUGGAACUGUUGGAGGUCAGACACUCAGUAUUUAUAAUCGGCAAUGCGGGUACGGGCAAAUCGGAAGUAUGGAAAACUCUAUACAAGACGUACAGCAAUUUGGGCUACAAACCGUACUACAACGAUAUUGAACCAAAAGCAGUGACAAACGACGAGUUGUUUGGCGUGAUCAGCGCGGCGACCAGGGAAUGGGUGGACGGUCUUUUUUCGUGUCUGAUCAGAGAACAGGCACAAAUGCCCGGCACCGGAUCCAAGUGGAUGGUGAUGGACGGUGAUAUUGAUCCCAUGUGGAUCGAAUCGCUGAACACAGUGAUGGAUGAUAACAAAGUCUUAACGUUAGCCAGUAACGAGCGUAUCGCUCUGACGAGGUCAAUGCGACUUUUGUUUGAGAUAUCGAAUUUGCGGUCAGCCACUCCGGCUACAGUGUCUCGCGCCGGUAUCCUUUACAUAAACCCCGCUGACUUGGGAUGGAACCCUUACGUAGCUAGCUGGAUAGACACAAGGACCAGCGCGACCGAAAAGGCGGCCCUGGUCGUGUUGUUCGAUAAAUACGUGCCGGUUUGUUUGGAAGCGUUAAAAACGAGAUUCAAAAUAAUCACUCCCAUUCCUGAAAUCACGCACAUUCAAAUGCUAUGCACGCUCUUAGAAUGCCUUUUAACGCCGGCAAAUGUACCGCCAGAUACUACGAGAGAUAUAUACGAGACCUACUUUGUGUUCGCGUGCAUUUGGGCUUUUGGUUCAGCAGCGUUCCAAGAUCAGCUGAUAGAUUGGAGAAACGAGUUUACUAAAUGGUGGUCAUCGGAAUUUAAAACAAUCAAAAUUCCACCAGCCGGAGUUGUCUUCAAUUAUUUCAUCGAAUCCGAGACUAAGCAAUUCCGACCGUGGUCAGACCUAGUGUUGCCGUUCGAGUUAGAUCCCGACGUACCGCUACAACAAACUCUGGUCAGCACCAAUGAAACAACGAGAAUUAGAUAUUUCCUUGAUCUCUUGAUCGAUAAACGCAAACCAGUUAUGCUGGUUGGUUCAGCUGGCUCAGGGAAAACAGUAAUCAUCAAUGAAAAACUUAAAUCCCUUUCAAAUGAUCUAUACGCAGUCACGAGUGUUCCCCUUAAUUUUUACACAACAUCAGAAAUGUUGCAAAUGAUUUUGGAAAAACCAUUAGAGAAGAAAGCUGGAAGAAAUUAUGGUCCACCAGGUGGCAAAACGUUAAUAUACUUUAUUGACGAUAUGAACAUGCCAGAGGUUGACGCUUAUGGAACGGUGGCACCCCAUACUCUUAUCAGACAACACAUGGACUACAAGCACUGGUACGACAGAACCAAAUUAUCGUUAAAAGACAUCAACAAUGUGAUGUUUACUGCGAGUAUGAAUCCGACCGCUGGAAGUUUCACUAUAGAUUCUAGACUUCAAAGACAUUUCUACGUGUUCGCUUUAGGAUUUCCGUCGCACGAUGCUUUACAAACUAUUUAUAAUUCCAUAUUUUCUCAACAUCUAUCUAAUCCGGCCAACAAGUUCAGUCUAACCAUAAUUAGAUUGUGUGAGCUGAUUGUGCAGUUGGCAAUAGGAUUCCACGAUAAAAUCCAAACGGUUUUCUUACCGACGGCCAUUAAGUUUCAUUACAUUUUCAACCUUCGGGACAUGAGUAACGUUUUCCAGGGUUUAAUGUUUGCUACUGGCGAGUGUGUGACGUCGACCAGUUCUAUGAUAAGACUUUGGCUCCACGAAACCAGCAGGAUUUAUGGCGACAAGUUAGUUGAUAAAAAAGAUCAAGAGACUUUCACGAAGACGAUCGUUGAACAAAUAAAGAAAACGUUUUCUGACGUUCAAGAAAACGAGUAUUUGAUUCAUCCGUUGUUGUAUUCUCAUUUCGCCGAGGCCAUCGGUGAUCAAAAAUACAUGCCCGUCCGAUCGUGGCCAGUGUUACAAAAACUGCUGACCGACGCUAUGAAUUCGUACAACGAACUGGUGGGUGCAAUGAAUCUGGUACUGUUCGAGGACGCCAUGUCUCACGUUUGCCGGAUUAACCGUAUACUGGAGCUGCCCAGAGGUAACGCACUACUUGUCGGUGUUGGCGGCAGUGGAAAACAGUCGUUGGCCCGACUGUCGGCGUUCAUUUCUUCGCUGGAACCGUUCCAAGUGCAACUGAGGGCCUCGUAUGGCAUCGGCGAUUUGAAGGCAGACCUCGCGGCGCUAUACCUAAAAGCCGGAUUGAAGAACAUGGGUAUCAUGUUCCUGAUGACCGACUCUCAGGUGGCAGACGAGCGGUUCCUGGUACUCAUCAACGACAUGCUGGCCAGCGGUCAGAUACCAGAUUUGUUCGCCGACGACGAAAUCGACAACAUCAUACAGACCAUCGGCCCGGAGGUAAAAGCGGCGGGUCUACCUGAAACCAAAGAAAACGGAUGGACGUUUUUCAUAAACAAAGUACGGUCGUUACUCAAGACCGUGCUAUGCUUCUCGCCCGUAGGCAGCACGUUGAGGAUCCGAGCCAGGAGAUUCCCGGCUCUAGUCAACUGCACUUCGAUCAAUUGGUUUUACGAAUGGCCCAAAGAAGCAUUGGAAUCUGUAUCGUACAGAUUCUUAAGUAACUUGGAAGAACUUACGUUUAAGUUGAAAAAACCCGUUUCUCUAUUCAUGGCACACGUGCACAGCUCUGUCAACGACGUGUCACUUAAGUACUUGGCCAACGACCGCAGAUACAACUAUACCACACCAAAGUCAUUUUUAGAACAAAUAACAUUAUACAUGAAGUUGCUAGUUACCAAAACGAACGAUAUUAAAUACGGUAUAUUGAGAUUUCAAAACGGUAUUAAGAAGCUUAUAAGCUGUGCGGCUCAAGUAGAUGGAUUAAAAGUCGAGUUAGACGUGCAAGAAGUUGAACUGGCUAAAAAGAAUACUAAAGCCGAAGAACUUAUUAAAAUUGUACAGAAAGAGACUGAAAAAGUGAAAUUAGAAAAAGAAAAAGCUGCCGAGGAAGAAUAUAAAGUAAAGCUCAUAGAAGAAGACGUAGCGCUUAAGCAAAAAAUGUGCGCCGAAGAUUUAGAAAAAGCUGAACCCGCAUUGGUCGCUGCACAAAAGGCUUUGGACACAUUGAACAAGAACAACUUAACGGAGUUAAAAUCUUUCGGAUCACCUCCGGCACUAGUAGUAAAUGUAACUGCUGCUGUAAUGGUGUUACAAUCUAAAAAAGGAAAAGUUCCGAGAGACAGAAGUUGGAAAGCUUGUAAGGUAAUGAUGGCUAAAGUUGACCAGUUUUUAGACUCUCUUAUAAACUACGACAAAGAGCAUGUACAUCCAGAUGUGGUCAAAGCAAUUCAACCUUACUUGAAAGACCCAGAUUUUGAUCCAGAUUUUAUUGCUGGAAAAUCGUUAGCUGCUGCCGGUUUGAGCGCAUGGGUUAUAAAUAUCAUGAAAUUCAAUGACGUCUGGCAAGUGGUCGAACCCAAAAGAAGAGCUCGAGAUCAAGCGACCGAAGAAUUAAACGCAGCUAGAAAUAAGCUUAUAGAACUCCGAAAUAUGAUUAAUGAAUUGGAGAGAAAACAGAAAGUGCUAACGGACGAAUUCGAAAGAGCGGUUGCCGAAAAGACUAAAUGUCAAAAUCAAGCUGACGAAACUGCCAUGCGAAUAGAUUUGGCUAAUAGACUUGUAAACGGCUUAGCAUCAGAAAACGUACGUUGGAAAGAAAGCGUGGCAACUCUACAAAAGAGUUUGCAGACCCUGCCCGGAGAUAUUUUAAUGGUUUCAGCGUUCGUAUCGUAUGUAGGAUAUUUCACGAAAAUCUACAGACAAGAUUUAAUGAAGAAUUCGUGGAUACCGUUUUUCAAAGAAGUCAAACCGGAAAUACCUGUAACCGACGAUUUAGAUCCGCUUGUUUUACUCACCGACGACGCACAAAUUGCUGCGUGGAACAACGAAGGUCUGCCUAACGAUCGAAUGUCUUCCGAAAACGCAACGAUAUUAACGAAUUCAGACAGGUGGCCUUUGAUGGUUGAUCCUCAGUUACAAGGAAUCAAGUGGGUCAAGAACAAAUAUGGUAAAACGUUAAAAGUAACGAGGUUAAGCUACAAAAACUACUUGGGCUUGAUAGAAAAUUGCGUGCGAGACGGUCACGUAUUACUGAUUGAAAAUAUCGGCGAGAGCAUCGACCCCGUUUUGGACAACGUGCUAGGUCGAAAUUUAAUAAAAAAAGGAAGAGCCGUCAAAAUUGGGGAGAAAGAGGUAGAUUUUCAUCCGAGCUUCAAACUUAUUUUGCAUACGAAACUUUCAAAUCCGCACUACAAACCAGAAAUGCAAGCGCAGACAACAUUAAUCAACUUUACGGUGAACCGUGAUCAGCUAGAAGACCAGCUGUUGGCUGAAGUGGUUAAAGUAGAAAGACCAGACUUGGAAAAACUCAGGACCGAACUGACCAAACAGCAAAACGGUUUCAAAAUCACUCUGAAACAACUCGAAGACGGACUGUUGCAGAGGUUAGCGUCGGCCGGCGCUGAAAUCUUAGGAGACAAAGAAUUAGUUUUAAAUCUGGAAAAAUCCAAGAAAACCGCCACCGAAAUCCAAGAAAAGGUUAUAGAAGCAAAAAUUACAUCCAAAAACAUCGAUACCGCCCGUGAAGCCUACCGUGGUGCUGCUACAAGAGCGUCAAUUCUUUACUUUAUAAUGAACGAUUUGAUUAAAAUUAACAUGAUUUAUCAAUUUUCACUCGAAGCUUUCAGCGUUGUCUUUCAGAGGGCUAUGCGAAAUGCUGAAAAAGCUAACACGCUAAGCGAACGGAUCGUUAAUCUUAUUGACAACAUAACCUACCAAACAUUUAUUUACACAGGCAGAAGCUUAUUUGAAAGAGACAAGCUGACUUUUAUCGCUCAAGUGACUAUUCAGAUACAACUCCAAGCACAAAAAGUGAAACCAUCAGAGCUAGACUACUUGUUGAGACGACCCAUUAUCGUCGGACUGUCCAGCCCGUUUGAUUUUAUAUCUUCAAACGUUUGGGGGGCUAUACGAGCACUCGUCAUGGCUGACAGCGAAUUCAUAGGUUUGGACAAAGAUAUUGAAACGUCUGGUAAACGUUGGCAAAUGUAUAUUGAAAGCGAAGCGCCGGAAAAAGAAAAGUUGCCACAAGAUUGGAAAAAUAAAUCUCCCUUACAAAGACUUUGUAUACUCCGAGCGCUACGAACUGAUCGGAUGACGUACGCCACAAAGGCAUAUGUUGAAGAAGCACUCGGGCCAAAGUACACAAAUUUCAGACCACCCGAGUUUCCUGAAUCUUUUAAAGAAACAACAUCAAAAACUCCAGUGGUUUUCAUACUGUCGGCCGGAGUCGAUCCUACUAGGGACGUCGAAGCGUUAGGAAAGAAAAAAGGUUUUACCAUCGAAAAGAAAAAUUUCCUUAAUAUUUCGUUAGGACAAGGUCAGGAAAAAAUAGCAGAAGAUGCGAUAGAAUUGUCAUCAAAGAUGGGCUACUGGGUCAUGUUACAGAAUGUACAUUUGGUCAAAAAAUGGCUACCGAUCUUAGACAAAAAAAUGGAGGCAUCUUUCGAACACCCGCAUAAAAAUUAUAGACUAUUUAUCAGUGCCGAACCGGCCCCGGGUCCUGAAUUUCACAUCAUACCUCAGGGCGUGUUAGACUCUUCCAUAAAAAUCACAAACGAGUCACCGACAGGAAUGAUGGCGAAUUUACACAAAGCUCUAGACAAUUUCAGUCAAGAUACGUUAGAAAUGUGUUCCAAAGAAGGUGAAUUCAAAGCGAUCAUAUUCAGUUUGUGUUACUUCCACUCUUGCGUGCAAGAACGAGCGAGAUUCGGGGCUCAAGGAUGGAACAGAUCGUAUCCGUUUAACGUUGGCGACUUGACAAUUUCGGUAAACGUGCUUUAUAACUAUUUGGAAGCCAAUAACAAAGUCCCGUGGGAAGACCUGAGAUAUUUGUUCGGCGAAAUUAUGUACGGCGGACACAUCACCGACGACUGGGACAGACGGUUAUGCAGGACUUAUUUGGAAGUUUAUAUGAAUCCGGAAUUGAUGGAAGGUGAUCAUUCGUUCGCGCCAGGUUUCGUGGCACCUCCAAACAUGGACUACAAAUCGUACCACCAGUAUAUUGACGACUUGCUACCACCCGAAAGUCCAAUAUUAUACGGACUACAUUCUAACGCCGAAAUUGGCACUCUCACCACGAGAUCGGAGAAUUUAUUCGCCACAUUGAUGGAAAUGCAGCCUCGGGACGCAGGUAGCUCCGGCGGAGGAGGCAUGUCCAAAGACGAAAAGGUAAAACAAGCGUUAGACGAUAUCCUUGACAAAGUUCCCGAACCGUUUAAUAUUCCUGACAUGGUGGCACGGGUAGAAGAACGUACGCCAUUCGUUAUCGUAUCGUUCCAAGAGUGUGAACGCAUGAACACGCUGAUGAACGAGAUUAGACGGUCGUUGAAAGAACUCAAUUUAGGUUUGAAGGGAGAGCUUACUAUAACCUCGGUGAUGGAAGCUUUAGAAGAAUGUUUGUUUAUGGAUAAAGUACCCCCAAGUUGGGAAAAACGGGCCUAUCCUUCAUUGUUGUCGUUAUCAUCCUGGUAUGCCGACUUGCUUCUCAGACUUCGUGAACUCGAAGGGUGGGUCAGCGAAUUCCAACUACCUUCGUCCGUAUGGUUGGGCGGGUUUUUCAAUCCGCAAUCGUUCCUGACGGCCAUCAUGCAAAGUACAGCGCGUAAGAUGGAAUGGCCAUUGGACAAGAUGUGUUUGCAGUGUGACGUUACGAAGAAAUUUAAAGAAGAAAUAUCGUUGCCACCCCGAGAGGGAGCAAUGAUCAACGGAUUAAUAUUGGAGGGAGCUCGAUGGGACGUCAAUAUGGGUUGCAUUGUUGAAUCAAUUCCCAAGGAACUUUUCCCCAUUAUGCCAGUCAUACACGUAAAAGCUAUUAUCAAGGACAAACAAGACCUGCGAAAUGUGUACGAAUGUCCCGUGUAUAAAAUUAAACUCAGAGGUCCGACGUAUGUGUGGACGUUCAAUCUGAAAACUCGCCAAAAACCGUCCAAAUGGGUUUUAGCCGGCGUAGCUAUUCUGCUGAGCAUUUGA